Entelurus aequoreus (snake pipefish) is the source of this 5497-nucleotide messenger RNA. RefSeq names its product zinc finger MYM-type protein 5-like. The coding region runs from base 258 to 890 and encodes 210 amino acids. The record is from RefSeq and is a predicted model, not a curated record. Lineage: Eukaryota; Metazoa; Chordata; Actinopteri; Syngnathiformes; Syngnathidae. The transcript is spliced from 4 exons.
AAGCAAUUAACAAAAAAUUCUUAUUUUUUAUUUUUUGCAUGUACGAGUCUGAUUGAUGAUUUCUAAAUGAUCAAAGAUAUAUUAUUGUACAAAAACACAGUUUUAGGUCAACAGAGUGCUGCUGCUGAUAUAGGCCUAGUGAUUCUUCCUGCCUCUCUUUAAAUGUAAAGCUGCCUCUGCUGCACCUGUGACGUUUGCCGCCUGCCGUGCAAUGCCAGUGCGCACUGGGCAUCAAAAGCGCAGAUAGAGGCAAAACAAUGUCACAAAAAAGGACAUAUCCUUCAGGUGCAGAAAAAAGGAAGAAGAAGAAAGUGGAAGAGGAGAAAAAAUGCCAUGAUAAAGGAGCAUUGUUAAAAUACUUUGGAGGCACAGAAUCAGCCCAGAGCCAGUCCACAUCCUCAGGCUCAACUGUGAGUGAUGAAUCAGGUCCAUCUCCAUCCUCUACAGUGCUCUCUCACACACCUCCAUCCUCUGUGCCCACUGUCCCCUCCAUGUCUGAAACCACAGCUGAUUUAUCUACAACUUCCACCACAACGUCCCCUUCACACCAUGGACCAUCAUCAGCUCCGCCAGUUGACCCAGCUGAGUGGCCUUCUUUCCUCUCAGAUUCAGACAGGACUGAGCAGGUGAUCAGAGGACCACUGUCUACUAAGGAGAACUUUUCAUUCCCCAAACGGCAUGAUGGCCGAAGUUUUCAUUAUCAUUAUACCUACAGACAGCUAGUCAAUGGGGAAAAAGUCAAGCGUAGCUGGCUGACUUAUUCAAGAAGUAAAGUUGCAGUCUAUUGCUUUUGCUGCAAAUUAUUUUCCAAAAAGUCCUUAAAACUGGCAGCUGAGGGACAGCGGGAUUGGGUCAACAUACAACAAACAACACUGCCAGAGCCGCAAUGAGUUUAUAGUAGGUGUGUGAAUGAUCAACAAUCAAUAUUAUUGGCAGAAAUAGAGGGUCCCAAAAUCAAAUUUUGCUUAGGGCCCCAUGGAGGCUUGGGCCGGCACUGGUCUACUAUAUAUUACAAUAUAUUCAUCCAUCCAUUUUCUACCGAUUGUCCAUCUCAGGGAUGAGGGGUGGGAGAAGGGGAGGGCAGUUGUACAGUCGUACAGUAUACCGGUACUAAUAAAGUACUGUGGUACUAUCCAUUCGUCCAUCCAUUUUUACCGCUUGUCCCUUUUGGGGUCACGGGGGGUGCUGGAGCCAAUCUCAGCUGCAUUCGGGCGGUAGGUACUAAUAAAUAAAAAAUGGUACUAUACUGCUUCUAGAAAUACUGAUACUUUUUUUUUUCUCCUAACGACGUAACAUUUCUGGUAAAACGAGCAGAGGCACAUGUUAGGCAAUGCACGGAUGGCGUACUCACUGGCAGACAUAUGUGGAGACAGAAGGGGAAAAGUAUAGAAAAACGUCCUUGGACACAGAAGAACUUGAACUAUUACCAAUGUAUGACCCUGUAACUACUUGGUAUUGGAUUUGUAGUAUCAGCAAAAACGUAUGUAAAGUAUCCAAACAACAGAAGAAUAAGUGAUUUUUUACCUUUUAACAGAAAUGUAGAAAGUAAGCAGCUAUUGACAGUAAAUAAAAAGUAGAUUAAUAAUCCAUUUUCUACCGAAGUGAAGUGAAUUAUAUUUUUAUAGCGCUUUUCUCUACUGACUUAAAGCACUUUACAUAGUGAAACCCACUAUCUAAGUUAUAUUUAAACCAGUGUGGGUGGCACUGGGAGCAGCUGGGUAACGUGUCUUGCCCAAGGACACAACGGCAGUGACUAGGAUGGCGGAAGCAGGGAUCAAACCUGGAACCCUCAAGUUCCUGGCAAAGUCGCUCUACCAACCGAGCCGUCCCUCCUAAUUUUGACAAAAUAAUAGAAUGGUUAAAGACACAAUAUGUUACUGCAUACGUCAGCACCCAAAUUAGGAACCUUUACUUACUACUCAAAGAUAAGUUAUCUAGCGUGUUCACUAUUUUAUUUAAGGACAAUAUUGUUCUUUGAUUGCAAUAAGAAAUGUAUGUUUAAUGCAUCAUAACAUUUUCUGUUAAAAUAAAGCCAAUCAUGACAUGUGGUCCCCUUCAUUUUGAAAAGUAACUAAAUACAUUUUGCGACCUGUAGCAAACAGAUUGGUAUCGGGUGAACCCUAACUUGGAUUAAAAAAACAAAAAAACAUUUUAUCAUUAAAAAGUUAGCAUUCAUUAACGCACAAAAAAGUACCAAAACUAAGUACCGUUGCGUAUCAGUCUCAAUUCCCAGGUACCGUGUCAGUUCAAAUGUAAAAGGUACCCACCCCUGUCUCUAAAGUACGUCUCAGUUGUAUAUCUGUAGUAUAGUCUCUUCAGUGGAUAUACCGUGGUACUUCGGUUUUUAUAUGCCCCACUUUCCUUUGGAUUCAUUUUUCGCCAAAGGUUUUCGUACGCCAUGGGCCUGAUCUACUAAGAUCCAAAUAACACGCGCUAAACAGCCUGUGCAAACUUUAAAAUUGCGUGUACAUGUAGUGAGCCUGCAGGCGUGUGACCUACUAAUUACAAGUGAUAACUGGUGCAGACAGCCUUAUUUAAAGAAGCAUUUUGCGUGUACUACCCGGCUUUCACCAUGGAGACACUCAUUUAGCGCUGGAACUGCAGCCUGGAAGGCCGGGGGAGCCUGCUGAAGAGAAGUACCCGGGGGAAUGGGGUUCGAACCUCAGACCACCAUCUCGCACUAUUCCAAUCACUCAUCAGGCGAAAACAAAACAUCAGUAAAAGUUAUAUUUGAAAUAAAAAAUCUUUCAGUGCCUCAGACUGGAAGUCUCUGCAGAGAGUGGUGAGGACGGCGGAGAAGAUCAUCAGACUCCCCUUUCCCCUAUCCGGGAAAUCACAAAAAGCCGCUGCCUGACCAGGGCUCAGAAAAUCUGCAGAGACUCCUCCCACUCCCAGCAAGGACUGUUUUCACUGCUAGACUCUAGAAAGAUGUUCCGCAGCCUCCGGAGCAGAACCUCCAGGUUCUGUAACAUCUUCUUCCCUCAGGCCAUAAGACUCUUGAACGCAUCAUAAUAAUCCCCUCAAUUACCCCCAAAAACGGAUUAACUCGCUGGAAUAUAAAGACAAUAUAACAUACAGCCAUAAACGUAGAUGCAUAUGCAAUAAGUGCAACAUAUUUAUCUGUACAGUAAUCUAUUUAUUUAUAUCUGCACCUUAUUGCUCUUUUAUCCUGCACUACAACGAGCUAAUGCAACAAAAUAUCGUUCUUAUCUGUACUGUAAAGUUAAAAUUUGAAAGACAAUAAAAGGAAGUCAAAGUCUAAGUCUAAUUUACUGCACAUUCACGUUAUAAUGCUCCGAACUUCGGCGCUUUGCUAGGUUUUGAAACAUGCAGCAGACAUGUACCAAUUUUUGUGUGCAUUUUAGAAGCGGUGGAAUGGGACCCACUUUCUUAAAGGAGAUGCUCUGGAAUUUUGCAGACGCAAGAAAAAGCAUAUCGCAAGAAGCUUUUUUUCAUAUUCAUGAAAAAAAAUGCAAGCAGACACCAAAACGUAUCAAUAUUGUCCUUAAUUCAUCUAGCAGCUAUUAAAGUUAUAAAAGGAUGUUGCUGAACUGUUGCCCCCCUGUAACAUGAUCACCGAUAGAGUCUGUAGUUAUUUCAAAAGCCAAGGUGUGAGACAUUUUGUAACUUUUGUCAAAUGCUGUAGUUGAUGUGGAAGAAGUCUCACGGCAGAGUGAGACACAGAAAGACCAUAGUGGGCAGGAGAAGGAUUAAAGAAGAGUCAGUAAGUGUUGAAGAGGAGUCAUUCUGCCUCCCAACAGUUUUUGUGCUCAUCUUCUUGGUUUGGAUGAAGAUGCUUUCAGUUGUCGGGAAGUGGUCUGUCGUCCUGAUGGGUCUGUUUGUGGUGAAUAUUCUACUGGAUGAGGCUGAUGUGCUGUGGGGGGACACACGGGGUGAAGCUGGACUGGAAGUAGCAGGGGGGAUUUUCAUUGUGGUGACAUUUGAGCCGGUGUCUUGUGCGUGGAAGUUGUCGUUUAGGGUCAACCCUCCAGCCUGACCUGAGUGCACUCCUCCACAGAUGGGGUUAGUGCGGCACGGGCAGCCCAGGAUCAGGGCGGGUGUACGCUGCACCCAGGAGAGGAGAUAGUUCAUGUCCGCUUUAAGGUGACAGGCCCAAGGGUUGUUGCCCAGGGAGAGCACUGUUAGGGAAGUCAUCUUGUCCAACACUCCGAAGGGGAGAUUGGAGAGGCGAUUUGUGUGAAGAUAGAAGAAGGUCAAUUUGGGAAGUCGGUCCAGUGAACCUGGCAACGUCUUCACAAGCCAAUUAUGGGAGAUGUCGACGAUCUCCAGGUGUGCAGGCAUGUUGGUGGGCAGAGUCCAGAGGUGAUUGUGACUCAAGUUGAGCACGCACAGAUUCAUCAGAGUGUUGUUGAUGAAAACGGUCCUCUCCAGCUUGUUGUCUGAGAGGUCAAGCACCCUCAGGUUCCACUGGUGCACCGUGUCAUUCUUGUCCAGGAGGCGGAUGCGGUUUGAGGCGGCGUGCAGCUGCCAGAGGGACCGAGGCAAGCGCUCCGGCAGGCGGCUCAGGCCGUUGCGAGACAAAUCGAGUACGCGGAGAUGCGUGUAGGAGGCCAGCACCCCGUCCAGGUUGUCGAGUCGGUUGUGGGACAAGUUGAGGCCUCGCAGGUCGGCCCGGAGGCCGUCGGGCAGCUCUCUGAGGCCCCGCCGGGAGCAGUCUGCCUUCCUGUGGCUGCAAGAGCAGGCAGCGGGGCACACAGCGGCGGCUCGUAACCCCAGCAACAAGACAAGCAGGAGCACCAGAGGGGCCUCAUUAGGGGGCAGAUUCUGCUGAGCACGCCUGCUGAAAGACAAGAGUAUCGGAGGUGGUCUUAUGCAGCAUCUUUACCACAGGACAGCACUGCAGCUAAAAACUUCCACUUUGCCAACAUAACCAUUCAUCUAAUAAACACGGUGACUAUUUGUUUCAAAUGACCCAACAGACAUAUUCAACGCUUUAACAUUUUUAAAGAAUAAGCAAACACAGAAUGAUUCAGCUGGUUUUAAACGCAGAAGAAAACGACUCACCUCCUCAUUUUAAAAUUCCAGUUGUUGCAGACACUCAAGUUUCGGAGCAGCUGCCACUGAAAUAAGUUGACCCUUGCACACUAAAUUUGUCCUCAAAUUGAUGGUGCCUCUUUCUGGGUACGGAUCCUUUGGGUGUCUGCGAUCAAGCUGUGUGCUCCUCUGAAUUCGUCUCUGGUGUUAGUAUAGUGGGGAGGGUGUUUUCAGAGCAGGCGGCUUUGGGGGGGUCAGAAAGAAGAGAAACUUCCCAUCAUUCUUUGUAAAGUCUGGCACUGUAUUCUUGCAUUUAACAACUAAUGCUGUAGAUGUUCCAUUAAUUUAUUGCAUUGUGUCUUAUAGCUGUGUUCAAAAUUAAUUGCUGACACGUAUCAAAUCAUUAUCAGGUCUUUCUUAAACAGGGAAUAUUGAGCAAUCAUUUUCUGUUAUGCUUCAAGUGUGAAUAAAGACGUUUGAGAUGAUUCACAUUCAUUGCAUC